UGUUGCUGUGUACCAGUGCAGUACAGUACAAAGUACGUACUGUAUGUACAAGAAAGUAUAUGCACGUACCUUUAGCAAAGACGUGCAUUCCAAGCUGUAUCUCUACCGACAUGGUCUCCUGUUAGAAGUACACAAGAGUGACGAACUCUCAAGCUCAAGAGCUUCCAUUAUUUACUGGCAGCAGAGUCAAGAGGUUCCACCACCCCCUUUUGUUACAUUUAUAAUCAGUGACUAGAACUGACAUCACUCACAUGCACAAUGGCUCAGUUACCUCUCUACUACAACAAGAACAAACUAGUUGGACCUAAAUCAACGACAAAACGAUGGAAGGAGUACUAUCUAUUAGUCAUAACAAUAGUAGGGUUCAUUAUUCUAAUUGCUGGGGUUCUUUGGUUUGUUCCUGGUAUGGAAGAGGAUAAAAGUUACAACAAAGCAUAUGAUAGCUUCACAGCUCUUGGAGAUGUCGAUAUCGUGGAAACUCGCAAGCCCACACCGGAGUUACCCGUUCUCCGAAGAGAUGUGGAAGACCCGAGAAGUCGUAAACUGGAGCAAGAGUUGCCCCCUGGCCCUGAACCUAGCACUGAAGACAAACACCCGCCCAAAGUGAAGGAAGACACUCCGAUACAGAAGGAAAGCCGUGACCAAUCUGAGAAUGGUGGCCAUGUUUCAGAGGAGCUGAACGAGAAUGUUCAGGUGGAAGUUAACGACGACAGAGGAGCUGUGAUUGAUGAGAGUGCAGAAACCAGGCAAAGAAGGGAAAAAGUUGUUGAUAUGGCCCGCCAUGCCUGGCAGGGAUAUGUGGACUACGCCUGGGGUGAGAAUGAGUUGAAACCAAUCACAAAGCGAGGACACUCAGCGUCCAUCUUUGGCAAGAACACGCGUCUUGGAGCCACCAUAGUGGACAGCCUGGACACACUGUACAUCAUGGGCCUCACUGACCAGUUUAAUCAGGCCAAAGAGUGGGUCAAAAACUCUCUCGACCUAAACCAGGUUCAGAGUGAUGUGUCGGUGUUUGAGAUGAACAUCCGCUUCACUGGUGGGUUCCUCUCUGCCUAUGCUCUCAGUGGGGACGAGAUGUUCAAGGAGAAGGCAGUGCAGAUAGUAGAUAAACUCCUGCCAGCUUUCAACACACCCUCGGGGAUACCCAAGAGUCUCGUCAACUUUAAAACAGGUGCCACCAAGAACUGGGGGUGGGCAUCUGGUGGAUCAUCAAUCCUGGCUGAGUUUGGCUCUCUGCACCUCGAGUUUCAGUAUCUCUCUGAAAUCACUAAAAACCCUCUAUACCUGGAGAAGGUGAAUCAUAUUCGUGACCAUCUCAAAGGCCUCUCUAAACCUGAUGGACUUUAUCCGAAUUUCCUUAACCCAAACACUGGCAACUGGGGAAGCAAGCACAUUUCACUGGGUGCUUUGGGAGAUAGUUUCUACGAGUAUCUGCUCAAGUCGUGGCUGGUAACCAGCAAGAAGGACAUAGAUGGAAGAGACAUGUUCUAUGAUGCUCUGAAUGCUAUUGAGAGGCACUUGGUCAAGAAAACCUCCAACGGACUCACCUAUCUCACUGAUCUCAAGAAUGGAAAACCUGACAACAAAAUGCAACACUUGGCCUGUUUCUCUGGUGGUCUGUUUGCCUUGGCUUCACAUCAUGCCAUCAAUGGUCAGUCUGAGCACUACAUGGAUAUUGCUAAAGGCUUGGCCAAUGUCUGUCACGAGUCCUACCAAAGAUCAGCCACUAAACUAGGUCCAGAGUCAUUCAGGAUCUCCAACUCGGGUGAUUUUUCGAGCAGAACCAAUGAGAAGAUGUACCUACUGCGGCCAGAGACUGUGGAGACGUACUUUGUACUGUGGAGGUUUACUCACGAUCAGAAGUAUAGAGACUGGGGCUGGGAAGUCAUACAAGCGCUUGAGGAGAACUGCCGCGUGGCCUCUGGGGGCUACACUGGAAUCAAAGAUGUCUUCAAAUCGCAACCUCCCAAAGACGAUGUCCAACAAAGCUUCUUCAUAGCAGAGACCCUCAAGUAUCUGUACCUUCUGUACACAGACGAUUCUAUAUACUCGUUAGACAACUGGGUAUUGAACACUGAGGCACACCCCCUCCCAGUUUUAUCGGGUAUUCCUAUGUCCAACGACUUAUAGCUCUGUGUAAAUAUAGUAUUGAUCAGUUUUAAUUUUGUCAAUGCACACAUUCACAUACAUGUACAAAUAUUUUAUUCGGUUUUGUACAUGUAACUGUCAUGUUUUGUUUGUGUUACAUGAUUGUAUAUACUGGCACCAUCUACAUUCUUUUUCACUGA
Molecule: messenger RNA, 2288 nt
Organism: Halichondria panicea
Lineage: Eukaryota; Metazoa; Porifera; Demospongiae; Suberitida; Halichondriidae
Product: mannosyl-oligosaccharide 1,2-alpha-mannosidase IA-like
Exons: 10
Coding region: 259-2130 (623 amino acids)
Biological process (GO): carbohydrate metabolic process; mannose trimming involved in glycoprotein ERAD pathway
Cellular component (GO): Golgi membrane; endoplasmic reticulum
Molecular function (GO): calcium ion binding; mannosyl-oligosaccharide 1,2-alpha-mannosidase activity
Source: RefSeq, a predicted model, not a curated record